UUCCAAAUGCCAGUGAAAUGGAGAGGAGUAAUUAGAGAGAGGACGGACAAAUUCCGAAGUCUCAAGUUCGGGAAAGCUACUAGCAACUCCUCGAAAGACUCAUUCGAAAAUAACAGAGAACUCAGAUUUAAAAGACUUGGUGAUGAUAAGAUCCUCAAUCUCGCAGACAGCGACACCACUGAUUUAGAACAACAGUUUUCUUCGAAGCAUCCUAACGAGAGGGAGGUCUCUAUGAGCUCUGGAGAGCACACUCUUGGAGAAGACGAAAUAGGUAUUGAUGUCAGAGGAAGAGAAAUGGUAGACGAGCUUGAUAUCUCCAAAAAUCAGCCACCAUUAUGGGUUUCACGUAAAGAUGAAAUUGACGACGAUUUGAAGAAAAUAGAAGUUAAAUUUGAAAAACUCAAAAUUCUAGAGCGUAAAAGAGUCACAGAGAUCUUCAAAACCAGUGAAGUUGACGACGUCCAAGCUCUUGUAAUGGAUAUCACCCAUAAUAUCAAAGAAAAUGAAGAAAAACUCAAAGAGAUACGGAAUUAUAAAUCAAGAUCUGUUGCUGACGAAAAGAUCAAAGCUAAUGUUGAAUAUGUUGUUGCCAAGAAGUUGCAGGAAUUGGCUAACUCCCUCAAACAAAGACAGAGGAAUUAUGUCACCAAACUUCAGGAACUCAACGGUGGUGAAGACUCAAAGAUCAACCUGUCUGAUGAAUACAAUGAAGAUGAGCUAGAACUUGAUGAAAUAGAAUCUUAUAGAGCCAAACAUAAGGAUAAAGAAAUCCAAGAACUAACAGAUUCAGUUAGAGAUCUUGCUGUCUUAUUCAAGGAGCUGUCUACCUUAGUCAUAGAGCAGGGGACUAUUAUUGAUCGGAUUGAUUACAACGUUGAAACCGCACUGAUUAAUACACAGAAAGGUAAAAAGUAUCUGAAGAAAGCAAGAGAGCAUCAAAAGAAUAAUAGAGCAAGGAAGAUUUUGAUCUGACUCACUCUUUUGAUCAUUAUCUUCGUUAUUCUAUUGAUAAUUAAAAAGGCAUAAGUUAG
Moneuplotes crassus is the source of this 1031-nucleotide messenger RNA. Lineage: Eukaryota; Ciliophora; Spirotrichea; Euplotida; Euplotidae. The record is from the annotation of a GenBank genome assembly.